Molecule: messenger RNA, 717 nt
Organism: Puccinia graminis f. sp. tritici CRL 75-36-700-3
Lineage: Eukaryota; Fungi; Basidiomycota; Pucciniomycetes; Pucciniales; Pucciniaceae
Exons: 2
Coding region: 1-717 (238 amino acids)
Source: RefSeq, a predicted model, not a curated record
AUGCCAGGGGCCUUUGCCUCUUGCAAUCUUUUCAUUGACCUUCUCAUCGAUCCAUCAACUAGGAAGGCGACAAAUUCAAAACAUCCGUAUCCUGCUCGAGAGCUCUUUACGGUCACCGAGGUAUGCACGGCAACAUGCCAAGAACAGCCUUUGACCGCACAGCCCCAUCCUUGCGGGAGCAGAGAAAUAGCAGUCAUGCGGAUACAGAAGGACAUGUUUGAAGCUGAAACAGAUGAUACUAGUUUGAUUCAAAGCUUGAUGACCACAUGGACAACCGACGGAAUUACAUCAGUUUUGGGGCUAUGCUGCAAGACCUGCACGUCAGUUAAGAAAGCCGAUCCUCACAAAAUCAUCGAGAAAUCUCGCUUAUCUGUCGAUAACGGGGGGCCACCCCAACACUUAUACAUGUUGGUACAUGCGGCCUUGAUCAUUGACGAAUCGGCGCAGCAAUCAUUCAUGGCAAGUUUGGAUUUCCCUUUCAAGUGGGAUUUCCACGGGGUUGGCUACACCCUUUUCUCUCUUGGGUUCUGGAACGGCACCCAUUACUGGACCAAGAUGUUCAAGAACAUCGGCAGGAUAUCAGGUGUAUGGAUGCACAAUGAUCGAGCAAAUGGGGGUAUUGCUCGGCUGGUCAGUCCAGAUCAUACCCAACUUGCUGGAGCCGCUGUUGAAAGGCUAUUACGACUUACGGGUGGUUUGAAAGACCUGCCCCUCUAA